AUGUCUUACAUUCAAAGAUUGGAUACCAAAAAGGAUAGAAAGUAUGCUCUUAUGAAUAUACGUAUCCCUUCACAAGCCGACGACGCCGGUCCUCGAGGUUCGCCAAGGCAUUCAACCCAAGGGACCUUGGGCUUCGACACAGGGCUUAACAAAGACCUGCGGUUCCGGGAAGCAUUUCCCAGCACUAAACCACCGGCCAGUUUACACUCAACCCUCAGUAGCGCCCUUCUGCAGCAUAACACACUUACAGAAGAAGACCAUUGCACUCCAGAUCUCCGCACUUCUGAACAAAGCCAACACAAGCCGAUCCAGGUGACACAUUCAUCUAUGUUUGUUCCGCAGAUAACACCCAUCCCCAGACAGUAUCUGCGAAAGCCGAAAGGUACCCCUCCGUCUAUUCACCCAGUAUUUUAA
Pieris macdunnoughi is the source of this 414-nucleotide messenger RNA. NCBI's taxonomy places the organism in Eukaryota, Metazoa, Arthropoda, Insecta, Lepidoptera, Pieridae. The record is from the annotation of a GenBank genome assembly.